AUUUUGCUGAGCAAGAAGAAAAAUGGGAAACAUAUUUUCAACCUGUUGUAGGGGUAAUGUAGAGAAAUAUAGGGAAAUAAGCAAUGAAUCCAAGAUAUGUGAUGAUAAUGAAGAGGUAGAUGAGGUUGACAGGACUAAUACUGGCACUGGAUAUACACACUUGGACGAAGAAAGAAUUGAACCUGUUGUGAACUCAUUGGUUUCAGCAAUAGCUGAAGUAAGGAUCACUCCAGAGGAACCAACAGAUUUUACCAAUACCACCCAACAGAACGAGAGAAUAGAAAUAGUCCAGGAUGAAGAAAGAACUGAAACAGUUAAACCUGUUGUGAACUCGAUUGUUACUCCAGCGACUGAUGCAAAAACAUUUUUAGAAGAACCAGUUUUAGAUUUUCCGUUUCUAAAGAAUGAAAAAACAAUAUCUUUUAUAAGAAAAUCAAAUACAAUAUUUAUAAUGAGAGGAGUUCCGGGCUCAGGGAAAUCUACGAUUGCUAGAGCCCUGAAACGGGUGUAUCCUUAUGCUGUUUUGUGCAGUGCUGAUGAUUAUUUUAUGAAAGGAAGUGAGUACAUUUACAGAUCAGAUGAUUUAGGGAGUGCUCAUAGAUUCUGCCAAGAAAAAGCAACGGAAGCUGUUAGAAAUGGCGCUAAUGUCAUCAUCAUUGAUAAUACAAACAUAAAACGAUGGGAAAUGAAAUUUUACUUGGAUCUAGCCAGGCAACAAAAGUAUCAUAUUGUUCUAGUACAACCCAAAACUGACUGGAAAGACAACCCAAGGCUUUUAGCAUCAAAGAACAGCCACAAUGUUGAUGAAGAGACCAUACGUCAAAAGAUCAAGGGUUUUGAAGAAUAUGUGCCGUUUUACUAUGCCUGGUUUUUAAACAGAGAAGAUAGUAUGUUGGUACAUCAGAAAUGUUACAGAACUCUAACAUACUGUGUGGAAAAUAUUUCAGGAUUUUGUUCAUUUAUUCUAGGAGAAGACUACAGUUCCAGUGAAUUUCUUGAAUAUUUCAAAUUGCGGGAGAUACCUGACACAACAUAUCACUGCACAGCCAAGUUCUUAGGUGGGCCUAAAAGUAACAUCAGAGGCAGGCUGGAGUACCACAACAGUAACAACGUCCAGGAAGCUUACGGGAAAAGUUUCACCAUAGUCAUGACUGGGAUGAUUGUCACAUCAUCAGUGGUGGCCAUUAGAAUAAAGUUACCCUCCGAAGAAGCACUGAUGUUGUUUGACAAACCAGAGGAAAAUGCAGAUGGUAGUUUCCCAAAUAGAUUCUGUCAUCAGAAAGGAAGUAGUGCUCAUUUAACAAUGGCUACAGCUGAGGGAGUCCCAGCAAAACACAGUAAUGCAGAUUUACUGGCGGUUUGUGAAAUGGAGAAGACUGGAUCCAAAAGUAAACCACCCAUCAACCUGGGUUUUGGAGUAGUUCACUUCUUGGAUAGAGGUUAUUGUUCAAUUCUUUUUGAUCAGCAUUUGGAAUUAUUUUCCCUAUUCACAGGAUCAUAAAGCAGAAAAAUUUUUAGUGUUUUAUUAACAAUUUUUUUUCAGAAUGGGAAAAUGAGUUUACUAUACAGUAAAAUACGCUUAUAGUAAACACACUUAUAAUGAAUUUUUGCUUACAGCGAAGUGAUUUCAUUCCCUGUGGUUUUAAAAAGUAGUGUGAACACAACAUAUAUAAUCAAGUACAUUUAUAUCAAAGCCAAAAUGUCCGUCCCUGGCACUUCACUAUAAGCGAGUUUUACUGUAUUGUGAAGUUUUUUUGUAUAUGCAAGUUUUUCAGGAGAUUUUUCUAAGUGUAUAUUCUUGAAUAUCACUUUCAUUUUAUUCCACAUCUGGACCAGAACUUUGCUAAGAAGAAGCUUUUAUUUAAUUAUUUAUUUUUCAUUCUUUUAGUUGAAAUUAAGGCAUUGUAAUUUGAGCCAUUUUAAAUUGUUAGAUUUUCAUUAAUACUCCUUAUUGAUAUUUUGUG
Saccostrea echinata is the source of this 1964-nucleotide messenger RNA. Its product is annotated as 2',3'-cyclic-nucleotide 3'-phosphodiesterase-like. The record is from RefSeq and is a predicted model, not a curated record. The transcript is spliced from 4 exons. Gene Ontology annotation, molecular function: 2',3'-cyclic-nucleotide 3'-phosphodiesterase activity. Lineage: Eukaryota; Metazoa; Mollusca; Bivalvia; Ostreida; Ostreidae. Gene Ontology annotation, biological process: cyclic nucleotide catabolic process. The coding region runs from base 23 to 1501 and encodes 492 amino acids. Gene Ontology annotation, cellular component: cytoplasm; membrane.